GCGCUGCUGCAGGUGUCGUUUUGGCUGGACGUGGACGCCAUCCCGUCGCGGGUAACGUUGGGCGUCACUACGCUGCUCACCAUCUGCUCCGAGAGCUCCGGCACCCCGGACAAGAUGCCGCCAGUAUCCUAUAUGAAGGCGCUGGACAUCUGGAUGGGCGUCUGCACCGCCUUUAUCUUCACGGCGCUGCUGGAGUUCACGCUGGUGAACCAGCUGUCUCGUCCGCGGCGUCGCAUGGUAUGCUGGGUGAUGCACGUCAAGAAGGGCAUACCGGAGCGGCUGCUACACACGCCCGACCUCUGCGAGGACUGGUGCAUUGUUAGGCAGCAGCUGAAGAAGAAGCGGGACGACCCGCCGGGCUGCGCGCUCGAGCUGGUGGAGGGUGCAGCAUCCGGCGUCCGGCCGCCGGCCGAGCUGGCGCCGGUCCGCCGCUGCUACUGCCAGCGACGGAUGUCGGCCGCCGGUUGCCUGGACAAGCUCAGCAGGCUCGGAUUCCCGCUCGCCUUCUGCGCGUUCGGACUGUUCUACUGGAUCCACUACAACAAGUAG
Pollicipes pollicipes is the source of this 549-nucleotide messenger RNA. Its product is annotated as glycine receptor subunit alpha-2. Gene Ontology annotation, molecular function: monoatomic ion channel activity; transmembrane signaling receptor activity. The record is from RefSeq and is a predicted model, not a curated record. Gene Ontology annotation, biological process: monoatomic ion transmembrane transport. Gene Ontology annotation, cellular component: membrane. The transcript has 3 exons. The annotation marks the transcript as partial. Lineage: Eukaryota; Metazoa; Arthropoda; Thecostraca; Pollicipedomorpha; Pollicipedidae.